GUUACCUAUGCUUGACGCACUGGCGACCCUGUGGCGGAAAUAACAAGAAAUUGCAUGCAUAAAUUCUAGGAAUCUUCUUUGUUUUUGUAUUUAGAUUUCUUGAGGAAAAAAGUUGCGUUGACUUACGAAGUUUGUGAAUGGGGAACCUGUCUUCGUCUUCUGACGAGUUGAGAUUACGAGAAAGAAUUGAUGCUGGAAGCUAUGGUGAGGUUUUCCGAGCGACAUGGGAAAACAAAUUAGUGGCAGCUAAACGAAUCCACCGGGUAUUUCUAGAGGAUGCAGCUUAUAGAUGCAACAAAGAGAAAGUCUUAGCCAGCUGGGAGAAGGAGUGGGUUCUUUUGCGCAGUCUUAACCACCUAAAUAUCGUAAAAUACUACACUGUGAUAUUAGAAGAGCCUCCGAUUAUCGUAAUGGAAUUGUGUGACUGUGAUCUUCGAAGGUAUAUCAAGAACACGAAGCCAAGAGUAGCGUUUGCGAAUAUCGUGCGCAUUAUGCGUGAUGUAGCUGAAGGUUUACGGUAUCUGCACGAGUUUAAGCCAGAUCCGAUUGUUCAUAGGGAUCUUUCAAGCAAGAAUAUUCUUCUCACAGCCGGCCUUCAAGCCAAGAUAGCAGAUCUCGGGUUAGCAAAGGUGUUCCCGGAGAUCACGAUGCUUGCGACUCCCGGAGUAGGUACCCCGAUCUAUGCGGCACCAGAAACCGUGCGAGUGAACUACGCACAGAGAAUACCCUACAGUGCGAAGGUGGACAUAUUUUCUUACGGCGCUAUAAUGCUUGAAAUGAUUGUGGGCCACCUUCCAAGUUAUCUACCGGCUCCAGUUUUACAAGAUGGGGAAAUCGUGCCUGAGUACAUCCGUCGCAGUGAAGACAUCUGUGAAAUGGGUAUAAAUCAUCCACUACGUCCACUUGUUAUCCGGUGUUUUAGCGAUAAGCCCGAAGCGCGCUUCUCGGCUGGCGAGAUUGUGGACUUUUUAAGACGAUUUGAGCCUACAUCCAUACCACCAGCGGCAGACCGCAGCGCCGUCCAGCGACUGAGUCAUCAAAAGUUUGAUCACUCAUUCAAAGUCGCGUUUUUAGGUGAGGGUGGGGUUGGGAAAACUACAAUCAUCAGACGAUUCGUCAACCCAUGCGAAAAUAUAGAUAACAAUACUCAUCACCAAAACACCAUGUCUCCUGGAGAUUUCUUUGAGCGUCUAGAAUUGCGAGGGAAAACUGUGCACUUGCAUAUCGUGGACACGCCUGGGGAAUCUAGAUCCGUGUUCCAUUUGGCGGAGAGCACAGUACCCUUGAUAUAUAGGGCACUCAGCGGCGCGGUGAUCGUCUUUGAUGUCACUGACAGAAAAAGCUUCGAACGUGUCCCCACAUGGCUGGACAAGGUUCAGGAACACUGUGGACACGAGAUCCCGGUUGUUUUAGUUGGUAACAAGACCGAUCGGCCCUUGAAUUCCUGGAAAAUCCCUUCCAAUGUGGCAGCAAAAUAUGCCACGAAUAAUGGUUUCCUGUACAUUGAGACGAGUGCCUUGGGAAUGUGCAACAUCGAUGAGAUCUUUGCUAUUCUUUUAGAGCUUCUAAUGCAGCAAGCGGAACAGACUACUGGCGAUAGAUCGUGGAUGGGAGAUUCAGGAAAUGACCAUGCAAUCGCUGUCUUACUGGAACCCGAGAGGCCGAUGUCGUUACUUAAAGGGGACGUACCGCCAAGUGUAAUACCAGAAAUCGUGGCAAGAGAAAGGGCUGAGCCCACGCAAAGUCACGGAACCGUUCAGCUACCGCCUACCGCUAGAAACGAAGGCAAGGAAUCAGACUGUCGUUGUUGGAAGUCACCUCAAUAAUUUUUCAAGGUAGAAGCCAUCGCAAAUUUCAGGGUCCCAUUAAUAAAAUGAACCAAUUAGUAUACUAAUCAAUGUUCAGUUACAGUUGAGACCCCGUCGCAAUUGUCAUACAAUGGGACACCUUAAUUAGUAAAUAUAGGAAAAGGCUUCACAUCUUUACUUGAAACCAACUGGGUGUUUACCGAUAUUCACCAUCCCAAUUGGUUAGGUGAAUAUUGAAUUAUUCUUACAUUGUACGGUACAUAGCCAAGAAUCGCAUAAUAUCGAGUGAAUCCAGAAUCACAAUCCAAACAAAGCAACUAGAACACAAAA
Molecule: messenger RNA, 2138 nt
Organism: Nematostella vectensis (starlet sea anemone)
Lineage: Eukaryota; Metazoa; Cnidaria; Anthozoa; Actiniaria; Edwardsiidae
Product: serine/threonine-protein kinase pakH
Exons: 5
Coding region: 138-1826 (562 amino acids)
Biological process (GO): protein phosphorylation
Molecular function (GO): GTP binding; GTPase activity; ATP binding
Source: RefSeq, a predicted model, not a curated record